AUGGGACUAGAGGACGACCAAAAGAUGUUGACUGGAUCCGGAGAUCCGAAGGAGGAGGAAGAAGAGGAGGAAGAACUAGUGGAUCCCCUAACAACAGUGAGAGAACAAUGUGAGCAGAUGGAAAAAUGUUUAAAGGCUAGGGAGCGACUAGAGCUCUGUGAUGAACGCGUGUCCUCCCGAUCACACACAGAAGAAGAUUGCACAGAGGAGCUCUUUGACUUCUUGCAUGCAAGGGACCACUGUGUAAGUCAUGCUAAAGUUAGUAAGGGGAAGACUUGCUAG
This is a messenger RNA of Elephantulus edwardii (Cape elephant shrew), 282 nucleotides long. Its product is annotated as cytochrome b-c1 complex subunit 6, mitochondrial-like. The coding region runs from base 1 to 282 and encodes 93 amino acids. The transcript has 3 exons. Gene Ontology annotation, biological process: mitochondrial electron transport, ubiquinol to cytochrome c. Lineage: Eukaryota; Metazoa; Chordata; Mammalia; Macroscelidea; Macroscelididae. The record is from RefSeq and is a predicted model, not a curated record.